AACAAGUGGAACUGUCAUGUCAGCAAUUAGGUCUUAUUUCUUGGUGGAGUCAUAAUCAGUUAGCUGAGACAACUUUUCUCUAAAAUGCAUCCAGCAAUUCCAAUUAGUUUAUUAUUUGUAGGAUGCUGCAGCAAUGUCAUUUUCUUGGAAUUAUUGGUCAGCCAGGUUCCGGGAUGUGGUAGUCUUGUCACAAUGUGUCAGUUUUUAUUUAUAACUGUUGAAGGCUUCAUAUUUACUACAAAAUUUGGCUCGAAGAAACCUGUGAUACCUAUAUCAUAUUAUUUGUAUAUGGUGGCCAUGUUUUUUGUGGUUCAGGUUAUCAAUAAUAUAGUAUUUAAUUUUAAUAUUGCUAUGCCCUUACAUAUGAUAUUUCGUUCAGGAACAUUAGCAGCUACUAUGAUAUUGGGUAUAUUCAUAUUAAAAAGACAAUAUAAAUUAAGUAAAUAUAUAUCAGUUGCUUUAAUAACGCUAGGAAUCAUAAUUUGUACAAUAUCAUCAGCCAGUCAAGUGGAAUCUCAUCCUAGUAAAACUGGUAAUCUAGCCAAUGAUUAUUUUAUGUGGUUAAUAGGUAUUGCUUUACUUGUAUUCGCCUUAUUUAUGUCUUCUUUAAUGGGGAUAUUUCAAGAAAAGACCUAUAAACAAUUUGGUAAACAUCCUAAAGAAGCUUUAUUUUAUAAUCAUGCUUUACCACUACCAAUGUUUUUAAUACUAAGUAAUAAUAUUUACGAUUCAUUUCAAAAUUUUAAUCAAUCCGAGUCUUAUAAGAUACCAGUGUUAGGCAGUGGUAUACCUAUAUUGUGGGCCUAUUUAAUUUGUUAUUGUUUAACUCAAUAUUUAUGUAUUAGUUCAGUGUUUGUGUUAACCACAGAAUUGACCUCCUUAAAAGUGACUUUGAUUGUAACACUACGUAAAUUUACCAGUAUACUUAUAUCAAUCUGGUAUUUCAAUAAUCCUUUUACAAUUUAUCAUUGGGUAGGCUCAUUAUUAGUUUUUAUUGGAACUUUAAUAUUUACAGAGUUAAUAAAUAUAGAUAGCUUAUUGCCCAUUAGUACGUCGAAGAAAGAAGUCUAGAAUCAGUGAUAGUUUUAAUGAGAAAAUCUACAAUUACAGGGUGUGUGUAUAGGAUUUUAACUGAGUCACUUAUUCUUCAGGUUUUCUAUACUAAUAAAAACAAGUCCCCUAGGUGCAAUAUUUGACUUGACAGUUCUCAUUGAUAUUGACCCAUUUAUUACCUGAACAAGUAUUCAUCUAUAAUGAGAGUGGCUAGGUUUAAACCUAGAUACAUGAUAUUAUCAAACUACCAGUUAUUUAGUUGUUAUAUAAAUAUUUUUGAGAGUUUAAUCCAAUUCAGUAACUUGAUCUAUUAUCUGUGCACUAAUUUUUUGGUCUACAAUACAAUCUACUCAAGUACUUGAUUUGAGUUAGUUUUUCAUUUUCACUUGUAUGUUGCUUUCUUCUCUUUGUAGUUUUCAGCAUCUACUUGAAUUUUGAUAUUGUUUAUUGAAAGUUCUUAUUAUAAUGCAAAUCUAGAUGUUUAGUUUCGUUUUUUAUCUGAGGGUUACUACACAUUUUUGAUCUGACAAGAUUCUUCUUUGAACCAUGUUCAUGUCAAAAUUGCCUAAUAGCAUAAAAAGUUGUCAGAACCAAGAAUAUCCAAGUAUUCCUCUCAUAUUGUAAGGACAUUUUUCAUUGAACCUGAUUAAACAGAUUUGAUGAACAAUUCCUAAGAAAAACACAAAACCCAACAUCUAGAUUUGCAUUUUAAUCAGAUCACCCCGUUGAAUUGAUUGUUUUUAAGAUGUAUCCUUAUGUGAGUUAUUGUUUUAAUCUGAUCCUAAUAUUUAAACUGAACAAUAGUAUGCUCUAAUGCUAUGUAAUUGGUUACACAAAGUCACUAAUUAAACUGGAAGAAAUUUGAUAAAAGUAUGAACAUGUUU
Molecule: messenger RNA, 1937 nt
Organism: Lottia gigantea (owl limpet)
Lineage: Eukaryota; Metazoa; Mollusca; Gastropoda; Lottiidae
Exons: 10
Coding region: 85-1071 (328 amino acids)
Biological process (GO): transmembrane transport
Cellular component (GO): Golgi membrane; endoplasmic reticulum membrane
Molecular function (GO): UDP-xylose transmembrane transporter activity; UDP-N-acetylglucosamine transmembrane transporter activity
Source: RefSeq, a predicted model, not a curated record